CUCCCCUAUUUCCUUGUUCUUUUCUUUUCUUUUUCCUUCCCAUUUCUUGGGAGACCUUUUCUGAAUGUUUCCAUCUCCAAUGGCUUCUUCAAAGAAAUGGGCAACUUCCAUUUCCUCCAUUGCUUCUGUUAUGUAUCUCCUCCUCAUAAUCUUCCAAAUCCCUCUUUUCAGGGUACAAUGUAGAUUUGGAAUCUGCAAAACUCCCAUUGAGAUAACAUCCUCCCAGUUGAUUGCCACUGAACUCUUCCCUACACAUGUUGUUAAGGUCCUUCUAUAUCCAGGGGCAAUUGUCAAUGGCAUUAUCACAAACAAAACUCUUCCAAGUUACAGCAAAUUGCUCAAUUAUAUAAAACCGCCAGUUCGAGGAAAUCUACUGCAGUAUCCGAUCUCCAGCGCCUCGAGAUUGUUGCAGGAAGCUACUUGUCUGUGGUGGGAGCUUUUCUAGGUCUGUCAAGGCGUGGAAGGAUGAGUCUCUUUGGGACAAUGCUUAUCAUAUGGGGUUUUCUCAGAGAAAACAUUCUGGGACAAUUUCAAUGCAU
Messenger RNA from Hibiscus syriacus, 539 nucleotides. RefSeq lists its product as uncharacterized. Bases 65 to 445 code for a protein of 126 amino acids. Lineage: Eukaryota; Viridiplantae; Streptophyta; Magnoliopsida; Malvales; Malvaceae. The transcript is spliced from 3 exons. The record is from RefSeq and is a predicted model, not a curated record.